UCCAACUAUAUUCAUGAUGAUGUUGCCUUCUCCAUUCUAUCAAAAUUACCUAUUAAAUCUUUAAAGCGAUUUCGAUGUGUACACAAAUCAUGGUCCCUCUUAUUUGAAGACUCUAGUUUCAUGACUAAGUAUCGCAACAAUUUCUUAUCCAACACUCCUUCUUAUGACGGUGAUACAUCUCUCCUCAUGAAUAUACGUUGUUAUGAGUUGUAUUCUCUAUCCGGUGAUAGGUUCGAAAACAAAGUCAAAUUAAAUUGGCCAAAUCCAUUUUCAGAGGGAAACUCUAGGUUUAAUAUUUGUUGUUUUGGCAGUGCUAAUGGUAUACUUUGUCUCAGUUACAAUAACUAUGGUGGUCGAAGAAUUGUUUUAUGGAAUCCAACUACGGAGAAAUUCAAGGUUAUUCCUCCCAAGUUUGGUGUUAGUGUUACUCUUUAUGGAUUUGGUUAUGACAAUGUUGCAGAUGACUAUAAGGUGAUUCGUCAGGUAAAAUUGCCAACGAUCUUUCAUCGUCUCAACAAUGAUAUCUUAUUCGAUAAAGAUUCAUUUUUUCUCCACUGUUGGGAGAUUUAUAGUCUAAGAAGUAAUUUGUGGAAGAAACUUGAUUUCAAUAUGCCCAAUUGUAAUACUGAUAUAGUGUCUUCUUUAAAUGGCCAUCUCCAAGUGUAUAUGAAUGGAAUGUGUCAUCGGGUGUGUGAAUAUUAUAAAGGAAGAGAACCUUUUGUAGGAAAUUUGGUGUCAUUUGACUUAAACAAAGAGACGGUCUCCGUCACAUCUAUACCGUCACACGUUACACUAGAUUGGACACAAUUAACAGCCUUAAAUGGCUCCAUUGCCUUGGUCUCUUCAACUAAAAAGGCGACACUUUUUCAUAUAUCAAUUUUGGGUGAAAUCGGUGUGAAGGAAUCCUGGAUCAAACUCUUCAUUGUUGAGCAACCUUGCGUUGGUUUUCCUAUCGGAGUGGGUAUGAAAGGGGAAAUAUUCAUUCAAAAUAUAGAUGAUGAAAUAGUUUGGUUUGACUUAACUACCAAGAUGAUUAAGGAGCUUGGUCUUAAAGGAAAAAGAAUGGAAUUUCUAAGUGGCUAUCCAAUUGCAAAUGUCACAAUUAUUAUCAAGAAUUUGGCAUGCACUUUCUAACUGCCAAGGCUAUUUGUUUUCCUUUUUUUAACAUUGCAUUUUCUUCAUUGUAGUUUCUGAACCUGAAUAUUGUAGCAU
Messenger RNA from Trifolium pratense (red clover), 1212 nucleotides. Its product is annotated as F-box protein CPR1-like. The coding region runs from base 121 to 1134 and encodes 337 amino acids. Lineage: Eukaryota; Viridiplantae; Streptophyta; Magnoliopsida; Fabales; Fabaceae. The transcript has a single exon. The record is from RefSeq and is a predicted model, not a curated record.